AUGUCAUAAGUGUUUACCUUCCUGCAACCAUGGCGACGGAGGACGCUGCUUCUGGAACAUGCCUCGACUUACACCCUAUAUUAAGUGAAAUACAGAAUGCUACCAAAGCUAAGAGGCGAAAGGCACUUGAACUGUUUUACAAAAUAACAUUUGAAAGUGAAGAGGAGGUGGAUAAAGAUCGGUUGUCGAGAAUUUUCGGGCUUUCUUGGACGUUGCUUUUGGCACGCAUGUCAGAUGAGUCUGAGAUCAGCCGAAUUAAUGCCUCAAACAGUGUUCUGAAAUUUAUUGAAUUGAGAGUUGUGUCAGAAGAUCACUUAGUUGAUAUAAUCCCCAUCGUUCACCAUAGACUGGCUGUUAAUCCUAUUUUAGAAGAGAGUGAAGAUGUCAGGAAAAUUCUAAUUGAUAUUAUUAAAGCUCUAACAAUUAGAUUUGAAUCUAAAUUGAUUCCAUUCAUGAAUGAUGUGGUUAACAUUCUUAAAAGGUCAGUAGUUGAUAAAAGUCCAGACGUACGAAAAGCAGCAAGUGAGUGUGUUAGCUGUUACGCCAAAGCCACAAAUGAGAAGUUUAACAUGCAGUCUAAAUCAUUGGUUGAACCACUUCUGAAAGCAUUAUGUCAUCAGAGGUUCAAGAAUAGAAUAGCCUGCAUAAAUGCCUUGGGGGAUUUACUUUUGUAUGGAGACAGCAGUGCUAUCCAAGAUGUCAGUUGCCCGUUGGCUAGGUGUACAAUGGAUCUUCCACAAGUUCGCUUGUCAUUGGUAGAAGUUGGUGGGGCUUUAGCACUGCAGAUGCCUGACCGCUAUUCUUACUGGCAUCGUAUUCUUCCUUUACUUCUGUUUGGGCUAAGAGAUGAUGAUGCUGAAGUGAGGCAGAAAUCCGAGGAACUCUGGAUGAAAGUUGGACUACAGUUUGAAACUGAGAACAUUGAACAACUGAAGACUGACGUUGAUUUUGAUGUCACUCUGGAAAAUUAUCCUGCUGGAGAAGCGAGACCUGGUGUAGGGUGUCGAGUUCUUGUGAGACGUGCAUUGUAUCAUAUUCUUCCUGGCCUGAUGAAUGACUUGGAUGAUUGGCAGGCAGGGUCCAGACUACAGGCAGCUAAACUUUUGACUGUCCUAAUCCUCAAUGCUGAUGUAGGAAUAACUCAGUAUGCAGAGAAGAUUCUUAUGGGUCUCAACUUAGUAGCAAGUGAUAAAGAGGAAAAUGUUGUGAAGCAGGUUAUUGAGUGCAGCAGAUAUCUUGGCCACUUCCUUCCUCCAAAGACAUACUUGCCACUCAUCGUGCCCAGAUUGAGUAUGUAUGAGAAUGGGGAAUGUCCAUUAACAAUAUUGGCUUCUUUAGCUGAAGGCACAAUGAGUUCUCAACUCCAGGAAAAUAUAACUGAUAUCAUUACAGCUGUUUCAGCUGAGGAUGUAGCCUACGUGUCUCAAGAUAAACAUCAAAGGGCUCUUCUACAGCUGACCCAUAUACUAAUAACUAAGUGUGACCCAAGUGAAAGCAGUUUCAAUAUUUUCCGCAUCUUAUUAUUUAUUGCAUCAUCUUCGGAAAUGGAUAAUAAUGUCAACAUUGCACUAGAUCAAUUGGAUGUUCUAUCAAAUAAAACUGGAUGUGCAGAAACAAGUGAAUUAUACCGAAGACACCUUAAUACAACUCUGAAGAGUCUUCUUGCAUCUGCCAGUUGCUGGAGUGAACAUACCCCACAGUUCCUGAUGUUUGCGGGCUUAAUGGAACUAGCAGGUCAGUCCCUUGGAUAUGAAAUAGAGCUGUUUGUCAAAGUGCUUGUUGCAUGUGUUCCAAAGAAACAAGAUCCAUAUGUCAGUCUGCGUUGUUUAACAAAACUACGGACUCUUCUGUUUCGGGAAGAUAAGCCACUUGAAUCAAGUGGUCAUCUUGGACUGUGGCUUCCUGAACUUGUCUCUGAUUGCAUAGCAGUGUUUUUGCCGUGGCAUGCUGGUGCCACAGCUGAAGCUUUGAGAACAGCCGCUGUGGCAUGCUUAGAGGCUGUUUUCAAAAUCGCCAGUACUGAAUCCCGUGUGAUAGAAGAGCUAAGGAAAUGUUUAGCUUUAAUUCCGGCCUUAAUAGAGGAUGAUGCAGAAGACACUCGCCGCUUCUCUUGUGAUGUCAUUUACUGGACGGUCACAAAUUACUUCCAGUUAAUCGAUUCAGAAAAAUUUCACAUGUUUGCUAAUAAACUAGUGAAGAGAUUUGAUGAUGUAUCACAAUUGAUUCGACUGAAAGCAGCUCAUGUUUUAGAAGUGUUAUUUAAUAGUUUGCCAGAAAAUUACGAUCCCAGAUUGCACUUUGGCCAGCUGCAAGACCUGUAUACAGAUGCAGUAAUAUUCUUAGAUGAUACUGAUGAUAAACUGCAGGAAGCUGUCUCAGUUACCCUGGAGAAAAUGGGGAGGGCAUGUCCAGAACUGCUCAUUACAACGUUGGAGAAAGAUAUUCAUAAGUAUCGGAAUGCACAAAACUGCCAUAAACUUAUCGACUCGAUGAAGGCUCUGCAAGUUUGUGAACAAAAAUAAUCAUCAUGCAUAUUUCUUGUUUCACAUUAAAAUGUGACUGACUUCUUUUGUUUUAGAACAAAUUUCAAAUCUAAUUACCAGUACCUAGCCCAUAGAAGCACUACUAUGAGAAGAAUUAAUGGGUAAGUUCCUUAUGUAUGAUUCUUUUUCUAUAGCAAAAAUACAUAAUUUUCUAGUAUACAACAGUAUUCAUUAAAUUUGUUAUUAUCCAAAUAAAAGGCUCAAAAGCAUGACCCCAAAAUGCAACAGA
Molecule: messenger RNA, 2772 nt
Organism: Procambarus clarkii (red swamp crayfish)
Lineage: Eukaryota; Metazoa; Arthropoda; Malacostraca; Decapoda; Cambaridae
Gene: Dnaaf5
Product: Dynein axonemal assembly factor 5
Biological process (GO): cilium movement; inner dynein arm assembly; outer dynein arm assembly
Cellular component (GO): cytoplasm
Molecular function (GO): dynein intermediate chain binding
Source: RefSeq, a predicted model, not a curated record